Molecule: messenger RNA, 1011 nt
Organism: Plenodomus lingam JN3
Lineage: Eukaryota; Fungi; Ascomycota; Dothideomycetes; Pleosporales; Leptosphaeriaceae
Source: RefSeq, a predicted model, not a curated record
AUGGGGGAUGGCAAAAGCGGAUUCGGUCUAUUGAACCCCACGAGCCUCGUUGUCUCACUCGCUACAGCUGGGGAAAUGAAGCAAGACGAGUUGAUCUUCAGACUUUGGACAACAUCUUGCCUACAAUACCUACUAGCACAGUCUCGAACCACGACAACACGGGCACAAGCGUUCCUGCAGCUGUACGGUAAUCCCGCGAUACAGCUGAGCUUGGACGACUUGAGCAGUACGAUUGGCUGCGAUUCACCUGCACCUACCCGUGCUGCAUACAUAUGGUAUCCCUGCGUCCUUGUCCAAGUAUGUACAAUAUUUCUGAGCAUUGGAAGCAUGACGGCGAGCAUCAUCGCAACUCCGGCCAAGGCCGAUCAGAACAGAAGCUUUCCUUUGCCAAUGGGAGCUGGCCACGUCAGAAGCCAGCGAAGCCGUUUAUCGGGCUAUCGACGGCGCAAGCAAGCCACGACCACUGCUCCUUGCUCUGACUACAGCUCGUGGGCUGCAUCAGCGUCUUCUGAUUCGUGCAUCUUCACUCUUCACACUUGUCUAUUCCAGAUCGAACUCCCACACGCCUUUUCGACCUCCUCAACAGACUUCACCAUUGACAAUCGAAGUGAGGGGGGCGCGCGCGGAGGGGGUUCAGCACAUCUACUCGUUUUGUCGUCAAGGCACAAUGGCACCCGAAUGAUGGCUGCCUUCGGCGCUACACCGCUUGUCUAUCAUUAUUGCCGCACCGGAAAGGAUUUUGGAAGAAGAGCAUCUGUCCACCAAGAUUGCUGCACUAAGCAAGUCCUUUUGCACGAACAUGCGUUCGAGGGAAGCCCUCGCCCCAGUUAUGCAUGUUCAUUCUUCACUUCAUGGACAUGGGCUCUUGCGCGAAUUCAUCCAGCCGUGCGAUUUGCUUCGACAAUCAUCGGCAUCGCCACCAGGAAUCUGGGUCCAUCGCGACCUACUGUGGGUGUAUGCGAGUGCGGAUCGCGGCGACCUGCCGUUCCGCAGGAAUACACUACGCCUUGA